Molecule: messenger RNA, 966 nt
Organism: Fraxinus pennsylvanica
Lineage: Eukaryota; Viridiplantae; Streptophyta; Magnoliopsida; Lamiales; Oleaceae
Source: the annotation of a GenBank genome assembly
AUGAUGGAGGUAUACAUCGAUGACAUGCUCGUAAAGUGCCUCAGGUCUACAGACCACAUUGAACACUUGAGAGCUACCUUCAAGGUCUUGAGGGAAUAUCGAAUGAAGCUGAAUCCACUGAAAUGCGCCUUUGGCAUUGCUUCUGGAAAGUUCUUGGGUUAUAUGAAUGUGAAGAGGCAUUCCAAGGGCGGAAGAGCACUUGGGCCAAGCCCCCUUCCCUCGAAGCCCAAGGAGGGAGAAACAUUGCUACUAUAUCUGGCCGUAAAUGCCGAUGAUAUCCACCGGAGAAACGGGAUAGGGGCUAGUGUACUGCUAGAAAGCCCAAAGGGUUACAAGCUUAAUUGUGCAGUGAGGUUUGGCUUUAAGACCUCCAACAAUGCAGCUGAGUAUGAGGUGUUUUUAGUUGGCCUCAGAUUGGCCAAAGAAAUGCAGAUGAAAAAGUUAGCAGUUCGCAGCGACUCCCAACUGGUUGUAAGCCAAGUCAGUGGUAGUUUUGCAACCAAAGAUAAAAGCAUGGCAAUGUACCUGAAGAAGGUGCGACAAGUUUCAGCGCUUCUCCUCCAUUCAAAGAUAACCAUACCAAGAGUUGACCAUAGUAUCCAGUCCCUGGUCAUUUGCCAAAUGGGGGGUCGACCUAAUACGGCCUAUGCCAAAAGAAAAAGACUCGCAAGCUAUGUGAUUGUCGCCAUUGAUUACUUCACCAAGUGGAUCGAAGCAGAACCGUUGGCUAAAAUAACUGAAGCAAACACUUCUAAAUUCAUAUGGAAGAACAUCCUAUGCCGAUUCGGAAUUUCCCACUCAAUAGUUACAAACAAUGGGCGGCAGUUCGACAACCAGAAGCUCAAAGACCUAUGUGUCGAAUUGGGUAUCAAAAAUAACUUUCUCUUCUCUUCACCACCCCCAGGCAAAUGGCCAGGUCGAGGCAGUCAACAAAACUAUAAAGUACCCCUUGAAGAAGAAACUUGA